Messenger RNA from Hippocampus zosterae (dwarf seahorse), 1183 nucleotides. It is a transcript of the gene rrp36, whose product is annotated as ribosomal RNA processing 36. The record is from RefSeq and is a predicted model, not a curated record. The transcript is spliced from 8 exons. Bases 196 to 1116 code for a protein of 306 amino acids. Gene Ontology annotation, biological process: maturation of SSU-rRNA from tricistronic rRNA transcript (SSU-rRNA, 5.8S rRNA, LSU-rRNA). Gene Ontology annotation, cellular component: nucleolus; 90S preribosome. NCBI's taxonomy places the organism in Eukaryota, Metazoa, Chordata, Actinopteri, Syngnathiformes, Syngnathidae.
CGCGUUGCAGGAAGCUAAAGUAGCCUGUGCUAGCUGAGCCGCGCGAAUUCAUAAAGAUUCUUUUUUUUCGCCCCCCCUGCCCCCUCCACACACACCAACGACGACCGGAAAUCUCCGAGCGCCAAAAAGUCCCUCGCAAAUGUUCAUCUUUUAAACGUUGUCAGCUUUUCAGGCGUCGCGUCGGAGCCCAACACGAUGGCGGGCGGUGAUGAAGAGGAAAGCAACUCGCUUGCGUUGACGGAGCGACGAAGAGAAGAGGAAGCGGCUGAUGAUGAUGAAGAUGAAGAAGAUCGGGUAGGAUCUGCUGGGAGUGACGAUGAGGAGGAUGAUGAAGCCAGCGAGGAAGAGGAGGGACAUGACGAAGACGGGGCGGCAAAAGUCCGGCCGGGUGUCUCGACGAAGGAGGAGGACAUCAAAAAAGAGUUGUCGGUCAUGUCGUUCGAGGACAUCCUGCGACUGCAAAGCCGCGUGGGCACCAAGGCGUACAACCGGCUCGCUAACGGCGCCGGGCCGCGCCCACCGAGUGCCGCCCAGCGCAAGCGCCUCAACAAGAACAGGCCCGCCGAGGUCUCCGCCAAGAAACGGGCGCCCUUCCUUCGCCAGGUGGUCGCCGUCAAGAAGGCGACACUGCGAGACCCUCGUUUCGACGACCUGUCGGGGGAGUACAAGGCGGAGAUCUUUGACAAGACCUACAGCUUCAUCCACGACAUCAGACGGCGAGAGAUGCAGGUGAUCCAAAAGCAGCUGAAGAAAACCAAGGACGGUGACAAGAGAGAGCAGCUUAACUUCCUCCUGGGGAAAAUGGCCGAUCGGGAGCGGGAGCGCGGCGGGCGAGAGCGCCGACAGGCGAGCGAGCUUCAGCACAAGAGGGAGCAGAGGGAGCGGGCCAGUCGCGGAGCUCGCCCCUACUUCGUCAACAAAGCCGAGCAGAAGAAGAUGCGCCUGGCGGCGAGCUUCUCGACGCUGAAGACGAGCGGCAAGCUGGAAGCCUUCCUCGGCAAGAAGAGGAAGCGCAACGCCGGCAAGGAUCGCAGGAAGUUGCCGUGGCAACAGCAGCGCCAGGACCAGCCCGCGGGCCCCCCUGGCGGACCAGCGCGUUUGAACGUCCGCAGAUAGUCGACUAUGCGCUGUAUGAGCGAGCUCUAUUUUGUCCUUGAGAAUAAACACAUUUGGAAAGCCCCGC